AUGGGUACCACUAUCUCUAUCCAACAAACAGUCACCCUCAGUUUGGCAUGUUUUGCAUCGGGAGUCUUCCUUGGUAAAUACCUCUUUGGGGGACCUGUUUGUGAAUAUGAAUAUGAAGAAGAACUGGAAGAAGAGGAAUCUGAUGAUGAAGGAUUAGAAAUUGAUUCUAGCUCCUUGAAUGAAAUACCUGGUGAAUGUAAGAUGGUCUUGGUUGUUCGUCAAGAUUUGAAGAUGGGUAAGGGUAAGGCUGCCGCACAAUGUCUGCAUGCCACUUUGGCACUCUACAAGAAGAUCAGUAACCCUAAUUCGGAAGCUUACAACCCAAACAUGUUAAACAGAUGGGAGUAUGGGAAUGGACAAGCUAAGGUUACUCUUCAAGUUCCAAACCAAGAAGAGAUGGAUAUUCUUUUUGCUCAGGCCAUUUCUAUGGGUGUAAAUGCUCAUAUUAUUCAUGAUGCUGGUAGAACACAAAUUGCUGCUGGAAGUGCAACUGUGCUAGGCUUGGGUCCAGCUCCAAAAUCCGUUUUAGAUCAAAUUACUGGAUCAUUGAAGUUAUAUUAA
Molecule: messenger RNA, 561 nt
Organism: [Candida] anglica
Lineage: Eukaryota; Fungi; Ascomycota; Pichiomycetes; Serinales; Debaryomycetaceae
Source: the annotation of a GenBank genome assembly